This is a messenger RNA of Durusdinium trenchii, 6243 nucleotides long. The record is from the annotation of a GenBank genome assembly. NCBI's taxonomy places the organism in Eukaryota, Dinophyceae, Suessiales, Symbiodiniaceae.
AUGUCGUCGGACGAUCUACCGGAGAAACCACUCAGCAUGCUGGGUUUGGGACGAGAACCCGAAACACUUGUGGGCUUUAAACGCAAAAAAACGCGCCAACUUGCGGCACUUCUGGCGGCUCCAGCAAGCAGCGAUGCCCGGUGUUUUGCGCGAUGCCGCGACGCUGCGAUGCGAGCGGUGCGCAGUUUGCGAUCGCUGCACGAGCAGUCGGGAGAAACUCCUGAAGGAGAUCCUCCGGACGGAGCAUCGCUGGAAGCCACCGCCGCUGGAGAAGGCCAUCGUGGCGACGGCGACGCGAUCACUUUCGACUCGCCCCCGCCCUUUCUGGUCGUCUCGAGUGCUGGAUGUGCGUCGGUCAAUGGCCGCUAUGCACACGAUGGGCUCGGACCGGCGGGGAAGGUGAAGUACAAGAAGGUGGAUGGAGACCCAGUCAUCUAUUUCUCGCGCGGUCAAUGGAGAUUAAAUGACGAAGAAGGCACUGAUGGCUGGAGCUACUUUUGCCGGGCGGAGACCGACAUGCCACCGCUGAAUGACUGGGAAUCGAUCUCCGUGCCCCGAUUCCCUCCAGCACCUUGCCUUUCCUGGGGAACUGCUCGAGACCUCCUGGAGGGCGAUAGUGUGACCAUCGUGAAGAAUGAUGGAGAUGUGGAUUGGUCCAAUUGCCCGGAGGAGGAUGAACCCAUCAGGAGGUUGAGGUUUUCAGCACCCUGGGUGGUCCAAGUGAGCCGCCUUCGUGACGGCGCCUGGUUUUACCCCACGAUCUUCGAGAGCAAGAUCGCUCCGUUGACUGCGUUGGGCUUUGUGGAAUUGAGAGGGAAGAAACAUGUGAUUUCUGAUGGAGCAGGUUCAUCAAGCGGAGAAGAUGCUCCGCCGUUCCUGGUGGUGACCGGCGCUGGGCAUCCGACGGUGAACGGCCGCUACUUCCGCGCUGGGCUCCAUCAACGGAAGCCCAAAUACAAGCAGGUCGGUGGCAACUCGAUCAUUUUCUUCGAGUCCCGCCUAUGGCGCCUCAAUGACGAAGAGGACACCAAUACGCGCUGCUAUGAUGGCCCUGAGGAUGAUUCACCCAUGCCGCCACUGGAAUGGGUGCAGCUGGGCACAUCUCGCUACGGUGCAGCACCAAGCCUUUCGUUGGGGACCAGCCACGAUCUACGCGAGGGUGAUUCUGUGUUGUUCGGAAGCCACUCAGAGGCGGCCGAUUGGUCGGGAUGCCCGCUGGCUCCAGAACAGAGGCUGCCCUUCACGCCGGGCCAGCAUGGCCUUGUGAAGCGGGUGCACCACGACUGGCUCUACGUCGAGACCGACUCGGUCGAGAAGGUGGCGCCGCUGAAGACCGUGAAGAUGGUGAUCUUCAUGGAGAGGCAGCACCGGAUCUCCGAAGGAGAGGUGCCUCAAGAGAUUCAGCUACAGCUUGAUGCUACAUCAAGCGAUGCCAAUCGACUUCGCGGCAUUUAUGCUCGCCAGGGGGAGCACAAUGGCAAAGUCAUGUACCAAAAGGUGGACGGUGAUGCCACCAUCUUCUUUGAUGGACAGUGGAAGAUUGGUGUGCGCGGUGUGGAUGACUGGAUCUAUUGCCAUCCAGAUGAUUCACUGUCCUAUCCACCUUCUGGUCAAUGGACAGGAGCAGAAGGAUCAACGGAUCCUGUUCCUACAAUCAGCACCGUACCACAGGCGGUGCUCGUGGCAAAUGCCAGCGCAAGCAUGAAUGGCCGCUAUGCUCGAGCUGAAGACUUCAAUGGUAAGCCGAAGUUCCGACAAGUGGGUGGCUCUGGAGUACUGCACUUUGAUGAUGGCUGGAAGAUCAAGAGUGCGGAGACAUCAGAUGAUUCAUAUGAACAUUCAGAGGAUUCCAUGGUGCCUCCUGUAGGUGAGUGGAGAACACUGAUGGGAGGAGACUCUCCAAGACUGUCAUUUCUUCAGAUUCCCAGCAUGUCUUCAGCUCCUAGAUUCUUUUGGGUUCAAUCAGCUGGCGGCGUGGGUGAGUCCACCAACGGCUGCUACGUGUGCCUUGGCUCAAGCAAUGGCAAGCCCAAGUAUUGGCAGAUGGAUGGAUCGGGGAUCAUCUACUUUCGAGGAGGACACUGGAAGAUCAACUAUCGAAACGACCAGGGCGGGUGGUAUUACCAGCACCCGGAUGGAUCUGUGAGGGUGCCUCCCACAGAGGGGUGGACGACUGAGGGCUAUACUGGUGAUGCCGAGCCGGCGCCUUCGCUCCACUCCCAAGAGAGGUAUUCCGCCGAGGGCUUCCAACGAGCUCACCCGCCCUUCCUCGUGGUGACGGGCGCUGGGCACUCGGCGGUGAACGGUCGAUUUGCACAUGUGGGCUUUCACGAACGCAAACCGAAGUACAGACAGCUAGGUGGCGACUCCAUCAUCUUUUUUGAAGCCGGACUAUGGAGGCUCAAUGACGAAGAGAACACCCGACAGCGCAAGUACGAUGGGGCACGGGGAGAUACCCCCCUGCCGCCGGCACGGUGGGAACAACUGGGGCAACGCUAUGGCAAUGCACCAAGCUUGUCCUUGGGAACGAGCAAAGACAUCCAGGUAGGAGACAGUGUGGUCAUUGUAAAGGAUGAUGCGGACGUUGACUGGUCCAACUGUCCAGAGAUCAGUGCGUCCUCCAGGAGACUCUUGUUCUCCCCUCCCUGGACCCUGACGGUGCAUCGGCUUCAAGGAGACUUCUUUUACCCCACGAAUUUCCCGGAGAGUUUCGCACCGCUCGCCGCGCUGGGUCAGGUGCACCUCAUGGGAAAGCCACAUCGUCUGCUUCCGCCCGCGAGCGCAACGACCUCCAGGAGUUCGACUGCCGCGCCCGCAAGUCCCGCGGAGAGUUCUGCAGAGAGACCAGAGGUGACGGGUGGGUAUGAUGAGGACUGGGCAUUAGAUCCAGCAGAGGUGGACAAGUUGAAGUGCCCCAUUUGCAUGUUGGUGGCACGGAAUGCCAUGGCACAUGAUUGUGGAUCGGUGCUCUUCUGUGAAAUGUGCUGGGUCAAAUGCUUGGCGGAGGACAGCAAGUGUCCGGUUUGUCGCAAGGAUGGUUCCAGCAUCGCGCCAGCACACUUCGAGCGAAGAGCCAUCCUGAACCUCAUGGUGAAGUGCCCCAACAACUGUGGUGAGAGCUUCAACUUGUGUGACAAGGAGAAGCACCUGAAGGACUGCUCCGCCAGGUUCACGCUUUGCCCGCUUUGCCAAGAACAGGUCCCCACGAAUGAGUUGGAAGCGCACUAUGCCAGCAAUCCGGGGAAGCACAUCAUGCAGAUCAUGACACUGCUGGAUGAAGUCACGCAGUUGCGAGAAGAAGUGAAGCAGCUGAAGGAACAGCAACGCUUCAUGCGAGCGGCGCGCAGCCUGCGAGCGCAGCACGUUCAAGGAGAGGUGCCCCAAGAGAUUCUUGUGCAACUCAGUGGUGAAUCAAGCUCUAGCAAUCAACUGCGUGGCAUCUAUGGGAACCAUGGCGAGCACAAUGACAAGGUCAUGUACAGGAAGGUGGAUAGCACUGCGAGCAUUUAUUUCGAUGGCCAAUGGAAGAUAGGUUUGCAUGGUGUCGAUGACUGGGUGUAUUGCCAUCCAGAUGACUCACUGCCACACCCACCUUUGGGUGAAUGGACAAGUGUAGAGGGAUCCACGGAUCCCGUUCCCACCAUCUGCAGUGUUCCACAGGUGUUGCAAGUCGCAAAUGCCAGCGGAAGCAUGAAUGGCCGCUAUGCUCGAGCUGAAGACUUCAAUGGUAAGCCGAAGUUUCGACAGGUGGGUGCCUCUGGAACCCUGCAGUUCGAUGAUGGCUGGAAGAUUCGGCGAGAAGAGUUUUCGGAAGAUUCGACCUCAUACUACCAUCCGGAUCAUGCCGCCCUACCUCCUAUGGGCGACUGGAGGACUCUGAUUGGAGGAGACUUCCCCAGCGUGUCACCUGUUCAUGUUCCCAUCUCGACGGCGUCAAGGUUCCUUUGGAUUCAAGGUGCGGGUGGCAGCGGCGAGCUGACGAACGGUUGUUAUGUGCACAUCGGCUCCAGCAACGACAAGCCCAAAUAUUGGCAGAUGGAUGGUGCUGGGAUCAUUUACUUCGCAGGUCGUUGGAAGAUCAACCACCGAGAUAGUGAAAUGGGCUGGUACUAUCAGCACCCAGAUAGCUCUGCAAGUCAGCCGCCCCUUGACGGGUGGAGCACUGAGGGCUAUUCGGGCGAUGCUGAGCCUCCUCCGUCGCUUCAUUCACAGCACAGGUAUUCCGUUGAAGGAUUCCAGCUAGCACACCCGCCCUUUCUGGUGGUGAAAGAUGCGGGGCAUGCACCAGUGAAUGGCCGCUUUGCACAGGUGGGCCUUCAUGAAGGCAAACCCAAAUAUCAGCAGGUCGAUGGCAAUUCGAUCCUUUUUUUUGAAUCAGGCCUAUGGAGGUUGAAUGAUGAAGACACCACCGGACAGAGGAAUUAUGAUGCCGUGGAGGGAGAUUUCCCUAUGCCUCCCAGCCAAUGGGAACAUCACAUCAUUUUUGGCACUCCACCCAGCCUCUCGUGGGGCACCAGUCGAGAUGUGCAAGAAGGAGACACUGUGAUUUUUGCUCAGGAUGAUGAAGAUGCUGACUGGUCGAACUGUCCAGAAGAGAGUGCGUCAGGAAGGAGGUUGCACUUUUCUCCAUCCAUGAGGGUGACAGUGCAUCGCCUCCAUGGUUCUUGGUUUUACCCCACAAAUCAUCGAGAGAAGGUGGCUCCUCUAGCAGCCGUGGGCCGCGUGCUGUUGCUCGGUAAGGCUCAUCGCAUGAUGCAUGGAACGGGGGAGACCCCAAAUCUCUCGAGUGCAAGUCCUUCAAGCAUUCGAGAAAUUCCGCAAGAAGUCCUGGUGCAACUGGCUGUGCCGAGCCCCGCCCCAGACGCCCAUCGACUGCAUGGUACCUAUAGGCACCAUGGGGAGCACAAUGGCAAAGUCAUGUACCAAAAGGUGGACGGUGAUGCUACCAUCUACUUUGAUGAGCGCUGGAAGAUUGGUGUCCGCGGUGUCGAUGACUGGGUGUAUUGCCAUCCAGAUGACUCACUGCCGCACCCACCUUUGGGUGAAUGGACAAGUGUAGAGGGAUCCACGGAUCCCGUUCCCACCAUCUGCAGUGUUCCACAGGUGUUGCAAGUCGCAAAUGCCACCGGAAGCAUGAAUGGCCGCUAUGCUCGAGCUGAAGACUUCAAUGGUAAGCCGAAGUUCCGACAAGUGGGUGGCUCUGGAACCCUGCAUUUCGAUGAUGGCUGGAAGAUCAAGGCUGCAGAGACGUCGGACGGUUUGUAUUCGCAUCCGGAUGUGCUCGCAGUUUUGCCACCUUCUGGUGAAUGGACACUGAGUGGAAGCGAAGUCCCCAUCGUGUUGUCACCUGUUCAUGUUCCCAUCUCGACAGCUCCAAGGUUCCUGUGGGUUCAAGGUGCGGGUGGCAGCGGCGAAGCCACCAACGGUUGCUAUGUGCACAUCGGCUCAAGUAACGGCAAGCCCAAAUAUUGGCAAAUGGAGGGCAAGAGCAUCAUUUUUUUUAGACGUCAAUGGAAGAUCACCGAUGAAGAUGACGAGAGGGGAUGGUAUUAUCAGCAUCCAGAUCGAUCAGCUCAAAGUCCACCAACAGAAGGCUGGACCACUGAAGGCUACAUGGGCUCAGCGGCACCGCCUUCUCUUCACGCCCAGCAAAGGCUUUCCAGGGAAAACCUCCCCACGACUGCUGCGGCAGCGGGUGUGCAGAGGGUCUCCCCACAAGCCACGACUGCUGCGGUGAGUCUGGAGACGCCAGAGGUGACGGGUGGGUAUGAUGAGGACUGGGCAGAUCCAGCAGAGGUGGACAAGUUGAAGUGCCCCAUUUGCAUGUUGGUGGCACGGAAUGCCAUGGCACAUGAUUGUGGAUCGGUGCUCUUCUGUGAAAUGUGCUGGGUCAAAUGCUUGGCGGAGGACAGCAAGUGUCCGGUUUGUCGCAAAGAUGGUUCCAGCAUUGUGCCAGCACACUUCGAGCGAAGAGCCAUCCUGAACCUCAUGGUGAAGUGCCCCAACAACUGUGGUGAGAGCUUCAACUUGUGUGACAAGGAGAAGCAUUUGAAAGACUGCCGGGCGCUGUCCACCACCUGUCCCCUCUGCAACGUUCAGGUCCCCACGAAUGAGUUGGAAGCGCACUACGCCAGCAAUCCCGGGAAGCACAUCCUGCAGAUCGUGGCACUGCUGGAUGAAGUCACGCAGUUGCGAGAAGAAGUGAAGCAGCUGAAGGAACAGCAAGGGGGACCUCCGCAGUGA